This is a messenger RNA of Podarcis raffonei (Aeolian wall lizard), 5800 nucleotides long. It is a transcript of the gene GRIA3, whose product is annotated as glutamate ionotropic receptor AMPA type subunit 3. Gene Ontology annotation, cellular component: AMPA glutamate receptor complex; plasma membrane; dendritic spine. Lineage: Eukaryota; Metazoa; Chordata; Lepidosauria; Squamata; Lacertidae. The transcript is spliced from 17 exons. Bases 774 to 3440 code for a protein of 888 amino acids. Gene Ontology annotation, biological process: synaptic transmission, glutamatergic; modulation of chemical synaptic transmission; monoatomic ion transport. The record is from RefSeq and is a predicted model, not a curated record. Gene Ontology annotation, molecular function: AMPA glutamate receptor activity; transmitter-gated monoatomic ion channel activity involved in regulation of postsynaptic membrane potential.
CUUGGCUAUACCUCCCUCUUUUCUUUCUCUCCCUCUCUUCCUUCCUUCCUUCCUUUCUCCCCUCCUCCUCCCAGAGAUGGAAUGCGAGAAAGAGUCAAUGCAGCUUUAAAGGGGCCAGCUUUAAAGGAAGGUCCACGUGAGCCUCGGUGUGUUGCCAUUGAUCGCAUCUCCCGGCGUUGCAGCAGCAGCCCGCCUGCCUCUCUCUCUCACUCACUCACUUGCCGGUGAAACUGACACACAUCGAGACGCCGCGUUUUGCGGGGCUCUUGCGGCAGUUCGUGCGGGGAGCCUGAAAAGGGGACGACCCGCGCUCAAGCGGCAGCAGAUGAAGUUUGAGCUGUGAGCCCCCGCGUGGCCCGAUCGGGGGCGGCUCGCUCUUUGGGUGGGGGAAAGGCAGGCAGGCUAGCGAGGUGGGGGCGAUCGUUUGCUUGGCUCGCCCCACCAUCUUUGCGUAGGGGAAGAGGGGGAGAGGCAAGCGUAGUCCCAGCUCGGCUGCGCUGCAAGCUCCUCCAAGCCAAUGAGCCUUUUCAGGCUGGAGUGAAGAAGGGAGGAACGAGGGAGAAAAGGAGGGCGAAGAACGGGAGGGAGUGAGGGGAGGAAGAAAGGAAGAAAGGAAGGAAGGAAGGAAGGGGGUCUUACUUCUGAGGCUCCCCACAUUUGCGCCGAUGCCCAUCUGGUCAGUUUCGUCGUAGGGACUGAACUGCAGGGGCCGAAGAAGAACCGAGCGAAACGAAAACUAGACGAACAGAAGUAGGAAAAAAAACCAUAUUAAUAUGGGUCAGCCGGUGCCUCCAACUAUUUUCCUCAUGCUGGUGGGGCUUCUGGGGGAGUCGCUCGGAGGUUUUCCAAACACCAUCAGUAUAGGGGGACUUUUCAUGAGAAACACAGUCCAGGAGCACAGCGCAUUCCGAUUUGCUGUACAGUUAUACAACACAAACCAGAAUUUUACAGAAAAACCUUUUCACUUGAACUACCAUGUUGACCACCUGGAUUCCUCCAACAGUUUUUCAGUAACAAAUGCAUUCUGUUCGCAGUUUUCCAGGGGAGUGUAUGCCAUCUUUGGAUUCUACGACCAGAUGUCGAUGAACACGCUGACGUCUUUCUGUGGGGCGCUGCACACAUCUUUCAUCACUCCCAGUUUCCCAACUGAUGCUGAUGUGCAAUUUGUCAUUCAAAUGCGCCCAGCUCUGAAGGGAGCCAUCUUGAGCCUCCUGACUUACUACAACUGGGAGAAGUUCGUGUACCUCUAUGACACAGAAAGAGGAUUUUCCAUUCUUCAGGCAAUUAUGGAAGCCGCCGUGCAAAAUAAUUGGCAAGUGACUGCCCGAUCCGUGGGAAGCAUAAAAGAUGUUCAGGAGUUCAAGGCAAUCAUUGAGGAAAUGGACAAGCGGCAGGAGAAAAGAUACUUGAUCGACUGCGAGGUUGAAAGAAUAAACACCAUUUUGGAACAGGUUGCAACCCUUAGUAAACAUUCCAGAAGUUAUCACUACAUGCUUGCUAAUCUGGGUUUUACAGAUAUUUCACUGGAAAGAGUGGUACAAGGAGGUGCCAAUGUAACUGGAUUUCAGAUUAUUAAUAAUGACAAUCCAAUGGUCCAGCAGUUUAUGCAGCGCUGGGUGAGACUUGAUGAAAGAGAAUUCCCCGAAGCAAAAAAUUCUCCGCUAAAGUACACAUCUGCACUGACCCAUGAUGCCAUACUAGUCAUAGCAGAAGCUUUCCGGUACCUCCGAAGGCAGCGUGUUGAUGUCUCCCGGAGAGGUAGUGCUGGAGAUUGCCUAGCAAACCCUGCUGUGCCUUGGAGCCAAGGGAUUGAUAUAGAAAGAGCACUGAAAAUGGUUCAAGUGCAAGGAAUGACGGGAAAUAUCCAAUUUGACACCUACGGACGUAGAACUAAUUAUACAAUUGAUGUUUAUGAAAUGAGACCUGGAGGACCACGGAAGGCUGGUUACUGGAAUGAAUAUGAGAGGUUUGUGCCAGCAGUAGACCCCACAGUCUCCAACGACACUUCCUCUGUCGAGAACAGGACCAUCGUGGUCACAACCAUCCUUGAAGCACCCUACGUGAUGCGCAAGCAAUCUCCUGACCAAAAGGGAGGAAAUGAAAAAUAUGAAGGCUAUUGUGUUGAUCUAGCUUAUGAAAUAGCAAAGCACGUUGGGAUAAAAUAUGAACUAUCCAUUGUUCCUGAUGGGAAAUACGGAGCAAGGGAUCCUGACACUAAAAUGUGGAAUGGCAUGGUGGGUGAGCUGGUCUAUGGGAGAGCAGACAUUGCAGUUGCCCCGCUGACUAUAACUUUGGUCCGAGAAGAAGUCAUAGACUUUUCCAAGCCAUUUAUGAGCCUGGGCAUUUCCAUCAUGAUCAAGAAGCCCCAAAAGUCUAAACCGGGGGUCUUCUCCUUCCUGGAUCCUUUGGCCUAUGAAAUUUGGAUGUGUAUAGUCUUUGCUUACAUUGGAGUCAGCGUGGUUCUGUUCCUAGUCAGCAGAUUCAGCCCUUACGAGUGGCAUUUGGAGGACAACCAGGAAGAACCACGAGACCCUCAGAACCCUCCUGACCCUCCAAAUGAGUUUGGAAUAUUUAACAGCCUUUGGUUUUCCCUGGGUGCCUUUAUGCAGCAAGGAUGCGAUAUUUCUCCAAGAUCUCUCUCAGGGCGAAUUGUUGGCGGCGUCUGGUGGUUCUUCACCCUCAUCAUUAUCUCUUCCUACACUGCCAACCUUGCUGCCUUCCUUACGGUGGAAAGGAUGGUGUCUCCCAUAGAAAGUGCUGAAGACUUGGCUAAGCAGACUGAAAUAGCCUAUGGAACUCUGGAUUCAGGUUCAACCAAAGAAUUUUUUAGAAGAUCCAAAAUAGCUGUCUAUGAGAAAAUGUGGUCGUACAUGAAGUCAGCAGAGCCAUCUGUAUUUGCCAAAACAACAGCGGACGGGGUAGCCCGCGUGAGGAAAUCUAAGGGGAAGUUUGCCUUCCUGCUCGAAUCGACCAUGAAUGAGUACAUUGAACAACGGAAGCCUUGUGACACAAUGAAAGUUGGUGGGAACCUGGAUUCCAAAGGCUAUGGUGUAGCAACUCCCAAAGGCUCAGCAUUAAGAACUCCUGUAAACCUUGCAGUAUUGAAACUCAGUGAACAAGGCAUCUUAGACAAGCUGAAAAACAAAUGGUGGUACGAUAAGGGUGAAUGUGGCGCCAAGGACUCGGGAAGUAAGGACAAGACAAGCGCUCUGAGCCUGAGCAAUGUUGCUGGGGUUUUCUAUAUUCUUGUCGGAGGUCUCGGCCUUGCCAUGACGGUGGCCUUGAUAGAGUUCUGUUACAAGUCACGGGCCGAGUCCAAACGAAUGAAACUCACAAAGAACACACAAAACUUUAAGCCUGCUCCUGCACCCAAUACCCAGAAUUAUGCUACGUACAGAGAAGGCUACAACGUGUAUGGAACAGAAAGUGUUAAGAUCUAGUGGUACGGCUAAAGGUCCAGGAACUGUGGUGACUUCAGAUCCCGCACUUAUGAUGGCAUGCAAAGGAAGGAGCUACCAAGAUCCCAGCAACUUCAGUGAUCCUGACCACCUGAGCCAAUUUUACUCCCUCCCAGAUGUCGGGUCUGACACAUUAUUGACGAUGGUGCAAUGAACUCUUCAUAGGAAUUUUAUUUUUUCCUUCAGUGCCUUACAGGAAAUUCUUAAGACUCAAAAACAAUGCAAACCAUCAAAAAAAAUAGUCUUGCUUUGCUUGAAAACAAAACAACAACAACUACUACUACUACAAGAAGAACACAGAUUAAUAAGAAGAUGAUAUUCUCAUACACGGAAAGAGAAAGAGAGAAAAGUAUUCUUGUAAAAAUAAUUUUAACAAAAGUUCAACAGAAGCCAUUCUUUGAUACCACUGCACAGUAUAUAUGGACGUUAAUUCUUUUGAAAAGAGACAAAAGGUUUUCAAGUGCCCCCUUUUAUCAAAAUAUUAAGCUGUUCUUAAUAUUAUGCCUCAGAAUACCACUGCUUAUAUUCUUAGGGCAGCCUGUUAACCUAACUCUGUGAUUUCCUGUCACAAUGUGUUGCUUUGUUCCUUCCUUUGUGAUGGUAAGGAUCCUCUUUUGCCAUUUCCGCUCUAGAUCCUGCCUCACAUUUUAAGAAAAUGCAUAUAUCUGCUCCAACAAGUGAAUGUAACAUACAAACAAAACAAAAAAUGAUGAAAAUAUAUGGAGGGGGGGAGGAGGUGUGUCAACCAAUUGAAAUAAAACAUCAUGGAGGCUCAUGCAUCAAUUUGUCAAGGAAGGACCUGGUGUAUCUUACAAAGGAAAGUUUUCAAGAAGGAAAACACAAGAGGACAGGCUAGAAAAGCACCCAUGUCCUCUAUCAUCUGCAAGUGCAUUCUUAUUUUUAUUAUUAAAACAAAAAUAAAUAGCAUCACUAGUUUUGAGAAGAAUUCAUUCCAUUCCAUUUCCUGCCACAUUUCACGUUUCUGUGCGAUAUAUCUUUUGGAUGUUUAUUGCUGGCACCGUUGUCCCUUCUCCAUUCUACAUUUAAUAUCAAAUGAUUAUAAGUGAGAGGACUGAAGAAUACAGUUGUCCCCCAUAACGCAGUUUCAGAAUCUCCACCUUUUCUUUUCCUUUUCCUUUUGUAAUAGUUAGGAUAAUAAUAAUGAUGAUGAUGAUGAUGAUAAUUUUUUUUUAAAGAAAAAAAAACUAGCACUGUGCUCAGACGAUGCUUCGUGGAUCAGCCUCGCUUUGUAAAAAACUAAAAUUAAAAACAUAACACAGGAUGGUACCUCAAAAGAGACCAGCUGGUCCGACUUGUAACAAAAUGCUCUAGCAUUACUAUUGCUGGUAGUUAUUAUAUUCUCAGCUGCUGCCAAUCAUAAUUUCAUGGCUACUUUUUUUCUUUCCUUUCUGAAAGAUACUUAGGGUUCAUCUUCAGUUUUCCUAACAGAUAUAACGCAUUCCAGUAUAUACAGCUUAAGAUACGGACUGCAUUUAUUGCCUUACAGCUUUUUCAGAUGUAGGAUGUGCUCCACCAUAGAGUCUAGCAGAAGUCGACAACAUUGGAAGAGCUCAGGGGCAGAGCGUGUGGCUGGAGUUAGAGAAGAUACCAGGUCCAAUCCCUGGAAUCUCUAAAUGUAAAAGACCUCAGGUAACAGGGUGAAGGAAGACCUCUGAGUCUGGAAUCUUGGGGAGGUUUUUGCUCCUUAGAGUAGACAUCCUUACCAAGGUGGACCAAUGGUCUGACUCAUUAUGAAGCAGCAUCAUAUGUUCAUAAGCUGCAUCUUUAAACAAAAAAACAAAAACAAAAAAAACCCAUUGUCAUUUACCAGAUAGACAAAAUACAAGUUAAAGGAGUCAUCUACAUACUAAUUACCUCUAAUUAUGACAAUAUGUGCAACUGGUAGUUCAGCAAGGGUUUCAUUUCACUGAUAACAUACUGGAUAUUAAACAAAAUUUUAAGAAAUAUUAUGAAUAAUAUAUUUUUUCUUUAAAAUCAAAAAAGGAAAAAAUGUUUGAAAGAGGUCACUGAAUAUAUUUGAUAGCUCAUUAGAACAAGGCAUAUAAAGGUCACUGAUGAUAUAUUUGAUAGUUCAUUAAAUCAAGGGAUAUACUAUAGGACUUGGGGGGGAUACGUUUUCACAAAUGUAACAUAAAAAAAAAAAUCAUCAGAGAAAAUUCUCCCAUAGAAUAAGCUGCUGCUCAUGUUUUUACAGAGGUAUUAAGCAAAAAGAAGCUGUACUUUUUCAUGAAACUGUGAUUCUCAAUUUCUGAAUGCUAUAAUGUUCCAGCAAAAGGAAAUGCAAAGCUGUGCAAAAUGUUGUAUUUAAGUUUUAAAAAAGG